CGAGGUUUGCACAGGAUUGAUCGAUUUCCCUUUCUGGUGACUGGCAGUGUUGUUGGUUGGCGCACUUUUUCUUGGCGGGGCGCAGGCGCAGGGCGCGUCUCCGUAUGGGAAGGAAAAGGCGCCUGGGUAUAUAUAUACGGCCUCUGCUCUUUCCAUCGAUUCUUCAUUCCCCCAAUGUCCAGCUCUUCUGCCGCACCCUCCUCUCAGCCCAAAAAACAUCACUGUCUUAACUGCGACGCUUCUUUCUCCACCAACAGCCACUUGCGCCGCCAUGAACGAACCCAUACGGGCCAGAGGAACCACAAAUGCCCUUACUGUGAAGCAACCUCGGCGCGACAAGACAAUCUGAACGCGCAUAUUCAGUCGGUUCACAUCAAUCCGCAUCCCCGCCAACCGAGAGGCAGCGGCAGUCGUCGACGGGGGAGAAGCGUCGAUCCGGGCUCACCAGUCGACUCGUCAUCGUCCGGGAGUCCGAUCUCAGCUGGCAAUAGCCCUCAGAUGAUGAUCCCUUCUCCCCUUCCGCUAGUGCCCGCUCCAUAUUUCCCAGGCUCAACUGCAUAUUCAAGUCCGGCUGCUCCCACUCCUGUCACCCCAUAUGGCUAUCGCCAACAACAUGGCUCGUACGUCCCACAAGGGCAUCAAGCUGGGUCAUCUUCCGUUUAUGCCAACCCCAAUUCUCCUUACGGCAAUCCGGCCCACCCCCAAACCGCAUCGUACGCGCCUACUGCUCCCCCUCCGAUGUACGGCAAUCCGAACACCAGCUAUGGCCACAACAACGUUAACAGCACUUCUGGAUACACCUCUGGCACUCCAUACUACCCACCGCCUCCAUAG
This is a messenger RNA of Mycena indigotica, 834 nucleotides long. RefSeq lists its product as uncharacterized. Bases 175 to 834 code for a protein of 219 amino acids. Gene Ontology annotation, molecular function: DNA-binding transcription factor activity, RNA polymerase II-specific; RNA polymerase II cis-regulatory region sequence-specific DNA binding. Gene Ontology annotation, biological process: regulation of transcription by RNA polymerase II. The record is from RefSeq and is a predicted model, not a curated record. The transcript is spliced from 2 exons. Gene Ontology annotation, cellular component: chromatin. Lineage: Eukaryota; Fungi; Basidiomycota; Agaricomycetes; Agaricales; Mycenaceae.